AUGAGGGAUUGUCUCCUGUGGAACUUCGCCAAAGUGAUUCUGUUCUGGACAUUAGUUGAUGCUCAGGCAGGUGAAGAUGGUGAGAUUACAGCUGAAGAACAGGUGCAGAUGCUGCUGGAUGCAAAGCUGCAGUGUCUACAGAAGGUCUCCACAGACGACCCUGCAGUUGGUGUGUGUGUCCCAGAGUGGGAUGGUCUGAUAUGUUGGCCACAAGGCUUCCCUGGAACUCUGACCAAGACCCCCUGUCCCAGAUACAUCUAUGACUUCAACCAUGCAGAACACGCUUACAGGAGGUGUGACUCUAAUGGUUCCUGGGUGCUUGCAGAGAGCUCAAACAAGACCUGGGUCAACUACACUGAAUGCAUCAAAUCCCCAGAACCCAACAAAAAGAGACAGGUCUUUUUUGAACGACUGCACAUCAUGUACACAGUAGGCUAUGCAUUUUCCUUCAGCUCUCUUCUAGUGGCCAUCUUUAUUAUUGGAUACUUCAGGCGUCUCCACUGCACCAGGAACUACAUUCACAUGCACCUGUUUGUUUCCUUCAUGCUGCGUGCUGUCAGCAUCUUUGUGAAGGAUCACGUGGUACACACUAGUGCCAGGCUGCAGGAAUUUGAUGCUGUGCUUAUGAAUAACUUCACUAAUGCUGUGGAUGUGGCACCAGUGGACACUUCACAGUAUAUGGGUUGUAAAGUGACCGUCUUGCUGUUCAUCUAUUUCCUGGCUACAAACUACUACUGGAUCCUGGUAGAAGGCUUGUACCUGCACAGUCUCAUCUUCAUGGCCUUCUUGUCUGAUUCAAAGUACCUGUGGGGCUUCACUUUGAUCGGGUGGGGUGAGUAUGUCAUCGUAGUGAUUUUCUUGGAAAAGGCAAUUUAUAAAUAUUCCCGCUUCUGUUGG
Molecule: messenger RNA, 897 nt
Organism: Sinocyclocheilus rhinocerous
Lineage: Eukaryota; Metazoa; Chordata; Actinopteri; Cypriniformes; Cyprinidae
Product: parathyroid hormone 2 receptor-like
Exons: 7
Biological process (GO): adenylate cyclase-modulating G protein-coupled receptor signaling pathway; cell surface receptor signaling pathway
Cellular component (GO): plasma membrane
Molecular function (GO): G protein-coupled peptide receptor activity; parathyroid hormone receptor activity; peptide hormone binding
Source: RefSeq, a predicted model, not a curated record